Messenger RNA from Plasmodium relictum, 2262 nucleotides. RefSeq names its product glycosylphosphatidylinositol anchor attachment 1 protein, putative (gene GPAA1). Gene Ontology annotation, biological process: attachment of GPI anchor to protein. The record is from RefSeq and is a predicted model, not a curated record. The transcript is spliced from 5 exons. Gene Ontology annotation, cellular component: membrane; GPI-anchor transamidase complex. NCBI's taxonomy places the organism in Eukaryota, Apicomplexa, Aconoidasida, Haemosporida, Plasmodiidae. Bases 1 to 2262 code for a protein of 753 amino acids.
AUGGGUUUUUCAGAGAAUCCCAAAUUCUUAUUAUUAAUAAAAAGAAUUUUUAAAAAGUGGAAAGCUAUAGGAUUUAUAGUAUCUAUAAUUGGAUUUUUUUAUUUUUGUAUAUUUAAUAAAAUAAAUAAAAAUGCUGAGUUAGAUGCGCGUACCUUCACCCCGUAUCCUGGAAAUUCUAUCUUAAAUAAAGAAAAUGAGAAUUUUUUUAAAAAUACGAAUAAUUAUUUUUUAAAUUAUAAAUAUGAAGGAGAACAUAUAAUUGAUAUUAUACAUGAAUAUAUUAAAAAAAUAUCCCCUUUGAUAGAAACAAAAAGACAUAAAAUAACAGUGAAUAAUAAGAUUGAUGAUUAUAUACUGGUAAUUAAUGUUCCCUGCAAGUUUUGCAAUAAUGUAGAAAAUUUAAUAAUUGUAAUAAAUUUUGAUUAUAAAGAAAGAAAAUAUUUCCAUUCUUUAAGUGUUGGUUUGACAUUAAUUGAUCAUUUUUCUAAUUGUAACUAUAUGAGUAAAGAUAUAACAUUUUUAUUUACGAAUAAAGAGUUGUUGUACUCAUUGGGAAUUCAAGAAUUUAUACAGUUUUAUUUUUAUGAUAAUUUAAAUAACAGAAAAUUAAUAACAAGAUCAGCAACAAUAAUAGAAUUUGAUUCUAUUUAUCCAUCAUAUAUUAAAAUUAAUUAUGAUAGUUUAAAUGGAAUGUUACCUAAUCAAGAUUUAAUUUUAUUAUUAACGAAUGAGUUAUAUCAUUAUAGUAUUCCUGUAAAAACAGAACAAACUCACAAUGUAAUUUUAGAUAUGGCAUUUGAAAAAAAUUAUGAAAAAGGACAUAUUUAUUUUUUAAGAGAAAACAUCCCAUCAUUCACUACCACGGGAAGUAGUAAAAUUCCACUAAAGAAUAAAGCGAUAAAUCUAUUUAAUUUUACAAAAGCACUUCAAAGCUAUUUAAGAAGUCAAAGUAAUACACAUGAGGGAUUUUGCCAUUCAUCAAAUUUUUAUUUUUUCCAUACUAUUAAAACGCAUAUACCUAUUAGUAUAUAUUGCUACAGUGUUUAUCUAAUAUGCUGUUAUUGUGUUUUAAAAUUAAUGAAAUCUAAAAUUUUUCGAAACUAUAUAAAUUUUUUAAUAGGCUUAUACAUUUAUAUUAUAACUAUUUUAAUUAUUUCAUUACCAAUAUACUUGUUUUCAACAAAUGAUAAAGUGUAUGAUCUUCUAAAUUUAGAAAAGAAACUACCAUUAUGCGAUGAAUGGCACCCUGACAAUUUUACAACUUAUAUAAAGAUAACUAACUACUGGAUAGGUAUUUUUAUUAUUUCAAUAGUUACUGCUUUUGUUUUUAAUUAUUUUAUUUCGCAUAUCGUUAAUAAAUUUCAUAAAGGAAAUGAUUAUUGUAAAGUAAAGAAAGUAGAAAAAAUUGUAAUUUUAAAAAAAAUAAAAGAUUUGAAAACGAAAAAAAAAAAUUUAAGUAACUUUCUUAUUAAUAAUAAAAAUUAUAAACAAGAUAUAAAUUUAAAAUCUGACGAAAAAGAACAUGUAAUAAAACCUAAAGUUAUCCAUAGUGACGAUGAAAAUUUUAUUCUUGAAAAAAAAAAUAGAAAUUUAAUUAAAGAGAUAGAGUGUAAGAUAGAAAAAAUGGAAAAAAAACUAAAAAUACUAGAUAAUGAAAAUGUAAAAUACAUUUUUAAAAAUUCAGUAGCACCAUAUUCUUCAAUAAUGAAUUAUAUGAAUCUUUUUUAUUUUAUUUUAAUAGUACUAUUAUCAUCGUUAUAUAAUUGGUCGUAUUCAGCAAUAUUUUGUAUCAUAUUCGUUGUUCCUAUAUCAAUAUUACAUAAAAUUAACAAGAAACCCAAAAAAAUUGUUCAGAAAAUUAUUAUUAUUUUUUUUAUUAUUUUUACAUUAAUCUAUAUAUAUCCAUAUGAAAGUUUUAUUAUAGAUGAAAGACAUAAGCUAACUAAUUUUUUGAUGAAAAUUUUUAGGAAAUGCGAAAAAUAUUUAAGUAAUUCUGAACUGUCAAAAAUAAAAUAUUUUCCAGAUUUUUUAUAUUCUAUUUGUUCAAAUAAGUAUUUUGAUUAUUUAUAUUCAAAUAAAUAUUUUCUAAAUAACCAAGACAUCAAAUUUUAUUAUAGUCAUGAAAUCAAAAAUAGUGUUUUAUUAAAUAUGUAUAAUCUAGCUAGGAAUCAUUAUUGUAUAGGUUCUUUGGCCUAUCCACUAAUCUGCUUUACUAUAUUCCCAAUAUAUUUCUAUAUAUUGUUUAUAUUUUUUUUUUCGUAA